GCAUGCGCGCUGCGUCCCCCCGCGCUGGGCUUGUCGUUGCAGCUUUAAGAGAGGGCUCGCGGCCUGGCGGGUCCGACCCCCCCCCCGCCGCCCUGAGGGAGCCGCCGGGCCCCCCCAGCCCCAGCCCCCUCCGGCCGCGGCACGGCGCGGGGCCGGCCCCGGCACCCCGUCGACCCUCCCCCCGGCGACCCCCGACGUGAGGGGGGAGGGGAAGAAAAGACUGAGAGGGAGUGACCCCCGGCCCCCCGCCCCGGGCCGGGACAGCUGAGGGGGGGGCGCGACAUGGCGGAGGCCAAGGAGGAGGGGCCCGGCCCCCGCGCCAGGUUUGAAGAUAAAUCUGAUGCGGUAUUUGAUAUUACAGAAAAAUGUGGUGAAAUUCUGGAUGCAGAAAUGUCUGAGGACACUGACCACAACUUAACACCUGCCCUCGACAGCAUAUCUUACGGAAUACAGAAUCGAACAGGAUCUGAAAACUCACUGCUGGAUGAUGAUGAUGAUGAUUAUUUUCUGAACUCUGGGGAUCUUGCAGGCAUACCUGUUGUUGGGAGUGACAACGAAGAUGAUCAAAAUUUCACUCCAAAAGACACUCUUUCUUCAGCGAUUCAUGAUGAAGACCAUCUGGAAGAGGGCAAGAGAGUUACAGAACAUGAACUGGACAAUGAAAAAGAAAUUCAGAUUCAGAAUGCAAUCCAGAAGGAUCUCACUUCACCUUUUGAGCAGGGCCCUGUAUUUAAAUCAAUUCGAAAAGAUUUUAGCAUAACAAGAGAUAAUGGCAAAGAGACUUUUUCAGCAAAGGACAAGAAUAGAGAAGGACAUUUUCAAGAACGUGAAAAACGGUUGGAAAAAAUCCCUAAAGAUAUGGAUUCUAGAUUGAAAAGCAGUUUUCUUGACAAAGCAGUUCAUAAUCAAGUAGAAGAAACAUUACGGACGCAGUUAGCGCCACAAACUCCAGAAACUAACUUCAGGGAGUCUAGCUACCUAUUUUCUAGUAAGGAAUCUAUUGGACAAGAGCUGGGGAAUUCCUUUGCACCAAAUAUUAGAAUUAAGGAGGAGCCUUUGGAUGACGAAUAUGAUAAAGCUAUGGCCCCACAGCAGGGACUAUUAGACAAAAUUAAAGAUGAACCUGAUAAUUCCGAGGAGUACGGCCAACAGCCAAAAACUCAGGAAGGGGAGCUGAAAAUCAGUGCUGUAUUUUCAGUCAGUGGCAGUCCUCUUGCUCCACAGCUGUCAUCAGGUUUCCAGCCUGCUGUGGCAUCCUCUGGCAUGAGUAAAAUGCUUCCUUCAGUUCCAACCACAGCUGUUCGGGUUUCCUGUUCUGGCUGUAAAAAAAUCCUGCAGAAGGGGCAAACUGCAUACCAGAGGAAAGGCUCUACCCAGCUCUUCUGCUCCACACUGUGCCUCACUGGAUACACUGUUCCAGCUUCUCGCCCACCAGCUUCUACCAAGAAAACCUGCUCAAGCUGCUCAAAAGACAUUCUAAAUCCAAAGGAUGUAAUCACUGCCCAGUUUGACAACACAAGCACCACUAAGGAUUUCUGCAGCCAGUCGUGUCUUUCUACAUACGAACAGAAAAGGAAGCCUGUUGUUACUAUUCAUACUACCAGCAUUUCAACCAACUGCAGCAUGUGCCAGAAGAACGCAGUGAUUAGGCACGAAGUGAACUACCAGAACGUCGUACACAAGCUCUGCAGCGAUGCCUGCUUCUCCAAGUUCCGCUCAGCUAACAACCUGACCAUGAACUGCUGCGAGAAUUGCGGAGGGUACUGCUACAGUGGCUCUGGCCAAUGUCAUGUCCUUCAAAUAGAGGGACAGUCAAAAAAGUUCUGCAGUUCAACAUGUGUGACAGCAUACAAGCAGAAGUCAGCUAAAAUUACACCUUGCACGCUGUGUAAAUCUUUGAGAUCUUCAGCCGAGAUGGUAGAGAGCACAAAUAACUUGGGAAAAACGGAACUGUUUUGCUCUGUUAACUGCUUGUCAGCGUAUAGAGUGAAAAUGGUUACUUCUGCAGGUGUUCAAGUUCAGUGCAACAGCUGUAAAACUUCAGCAAACCCUCAGUAUCACUUGGCUAUGUCAGAUGGGAGCAUACGCAAUUUUUGCAGCUACAGUUGUGUAGUAGCUUUUCAGAAUUUGUUCAACAAGCCUGCAGGAAUGAACUCCUCCGUGGUACCUCUGUCGCAAGGUCAAGUCAUUGUAAGCAUUCCGUCGGGGGCAACAGUAUCGGCAGGUGGCACCACCUCGACUGUGUCCCCCAGCAACACGAGCAGUUCAGCUGCAGCUGGUCUACAGAGGCUGGCUGCCCAGUCCCAGCAAGUCACUUUUGCCCGUCCUGUUGUAAAACUCAAGUGUCAGCACUGUAACAGAUUGUUUGCAACCAAACCAGAACUGCUUGACUACAAGGGUAAAAUGUUCCAGUUUUGUGGGAAGUCCUGCUGUGAUGAAUAUAAGAAGAGGAGCGGUGUAAUGGCAAUGUGUGAAUACUGCAGAAUUGAGAAAAUUAUCAAGGAGACAGUGCGAUUCUCAGGCAUAGAUAAGCCGUUCUGUAGUGAAGGUUGUAAACUGCUCUAUAAACAUGACUUGGCUAAGCGCUGGGGAAACCACUGUAAAAUGUGCAGUUACUGUUUACAGUCUUCCCCCAAACUGGUCCAGAAUCACUUUGGGGGGAAGAUGGAGGAAUUUUGCUCAGAGGAGUGCAUGUCUAAAUUCACAGUUUUGUUUUACCAGAUGGCAAAGUGUGAUGGUUGUAAGAGGCAAGGUAAACUCAGUGAGUCCAUGAAAUGGCAAGGGGAGAUCAAGCAUUUUUGCAAUCUGCUUUGUAUUCUGUUGUUCUGUAAUCAGCAAAGUGUUUCUGACCCUCCGCCCCCAAACAACACAGCAAACCUUUCCAUGGCACCAGCUUCCUCAUCAGGCCCUCCUUCUUUGAGAAAGGACUCAACCCCUGUCAUAGCAAAUGUGGUGUCCCUUGCAAGCACCCCUGCUGCCCAGCCCACGGUUAACUCCAACAAUGUUUUACAGGGUGCAGUCCCUACUGUGACAGCAAAAAUAAUAGGAGAUGCUAGUACUCAGACAGAUGCCCUAAAGCUGCCACCAUCGCAACCGCCAAGGCUUCUGAAAAACAAAGCAUUAUUGUGCAAGCCAAUCACACAGACUAAGGCCACCUCGUGCAAACCUCACACACAAAACAAAGAAUGCCAGACAGAAGAAGUUGUUCAACCCCAGAUGAUAGUGGUACCUGUUCCUGUACCAGUGUUUGUGCCAGUACCCCUUCACCUCUACACUCAGUACACACCAGUUCCACUUGGGAUGCCAAUACCUGUACCAGUUCCCAUGCUCUUACCAGCUACCCAGGAUAACGCUGAGAAGACCAUUGAAACUAUUCAGGAUAUCAAGGAAAAGAUUCCCACAAAUCCAUUUGAAGCUGAUCUCCUUCAGAUGGCAGAAAUUAUUGCAGAAGAUGAGGAGAAAGAAAAAACACACUCACAUGGUGGGUCUCAAACAUCUGAGCAUGAGCUCUUCCUGGACCCCAAGAUAUUUGAGAAAGACCAAGGUAGCACUUAUAGUGGAGAUCUAGAAUCCGAAGCAGUGUCCACUCCACACAGCUGGGAGGAUGAGUUAAAUCACUAUGCCUUACGAUCAAAUGCCCUGCCAGAACCAGAUCCAGAACUGAAGCAGUUGUCCAAAGGUGAUGUGGAACAGGACCUGGAGGCAGAUUUUCCAUCAGACUCAUUUGACCCGCUCAGUAAAGGACUGGGUUUGCAUUCACGUUCACGAGCAAGACGGAGACAUAGAGAUGGCUUCCCACAGCCAAAAAGACGGGGACGGAAAAAGUCUGUCGUUUCUGUAGAGCCCCGGAAUCUGAUGCAGGGCUCCUACCCAGGCUGCUCUGUUUCUGGGAUGACCCUAAAGUAUAUGUAUGGGGUAAAUGCCUGGAAAAACUGGGUCCAAUGGAAAAACGCACAGGAGGAACAAGGGGACCUGAAGUUUUCAGUUCGUCCUGUGAAACUCAAGGAGGACAUUCUCUCAUGCACUUUUGCUGAGCUGAGUUUUGGCUUGUGCCAGUUUAUUCAAGAGGUGCGGAGACCAAAUGGAGAAAAAUACGAUCCUGACAGCAUCUUAUACUUGUGCCUUGGAAUUCAGCAGUACCUGUUUGAGAAUGGUAGAAUAGAUAACAUUUUUACCGAGCCCUAUUCCAGGUUUAUGAUUGAACUUACAAAACUUUUGAAAAUCUGGGAACCUACAAUUCUUCCAAAUGGUUAUAUGUUCUCAAGAAUUGAAGAGGAGCACUUGUGGGAAUGUAAACAGCUGGGUGCAUAUUCCCCAAUUGUUUUAUUGAACACACUUCUGUUCUUCAACACCAAAUACUUCCAACUAAAGAAUGUCAGUGAGCACCUGAAACUAUCCUUUGCCCAUGUUAUGAGACGUACUCGAACUCUGAAGUAUAAUACUAAGAUGACAUAUUUACGUUUUUUCCCACCCUUUCAAAAACAAGAGGUAGAAUCAGAUAAAUUAUCUGUAGGCAAAAGGAAACGCAGUGAAGACGAAGAGAUUCCAACAGCAGUGGAAAUGGCUGAAAAUACGGAUAAUCCCCUGCGAUGUCCAGUCCGGCUUUAUGAAUUUUACUUAUCAAAAUGUUCUGAAAGCGUGAAGCAGAGAAGUGAUGUAUUUUACCUUCAACCUGAGCGCUCCUGUGUACCCAAUAGCCCCAUGUGGUAUUCCACAUUGCCAAUAGACCCAGGAACCUUGGACAUCAUGUUAACACGUAUUCUUAUGGUGAGGGAGGUACAUGAAGAACUUGCCAAAGUCAAAUCAGAGGACUCUGAUAUUGAGUUAUCAGACUAACUGAAGUCGGGUAUUUUCCUUUGAAUACACAUCAGAAGCACCAAACUGUGAAUACAUCCAGCCUUUGGAAAAUGUGUAUCAAAUAAGCCACGAUAACGUCACCUACAGGCAUAUUUUGAACCACAGUGGAUGUACAAACUGGAACUGGAGGGAAGCAAGCUGUGUAAGCUACAAGAAACAAUGUCCUGUGGCACCGAUAAAUCCUCUGAACAAAUUCAAGAUGAACUAACCUAUUGGAGUGGUGCAUAAAUCCUUUAUCUGUUUAGGAUUUUAAAAAGUUGUGAGAUAUUUUUAAGGCAAAUGGUUGUGUAAAAUCUACCAUAACAAUGUUGGGCAUGGAGAGCUAGACUGUGGCUCACGUGACUUCUCAGCCUGGUGGCCGGCAGACCUUGCUGCCAAAGAACACAUGGAGAUAGAUCCUAGGCCCCUUCACGAGGACAGGAGAGAAUGUGGUGGUAUUUAGACAAACAGACGCCUUCCCUCAUAAAUGCACGUGCACAUAUGCUUUUAUAAUUUUUUUGAAACUGGGAUCAAAUGUCAGGUAGGCAGAAGCCACUGGCGUGCCUGCCAGGGAAGUUAUCUAAGUGGACAACUGUCUGGCUGCUGUUAAACGGUCGCACGGUGCCAGAAUCUAGCUCUCAGUCCAGGCUAAUACCAACUCGAGCUCUGUUCAGUCUUCGACGUGGAAGAGGUGCUGUAGGUCAAACUUCAGCGCCGAUCAUGUUACGGGACGAACGUUUCUGGGGUAUGUACAGGAGAGUGACUGUCCUGGGGUAUGUGCAGAAAAUCCCUUACCUAGCCCAGUAGCUCUGCAGUCUGUCGAUAUAAUCUAGCAAAUACUGUGGUGCGCGGAAAUUUUUUUUCCCUUAAGGCAGCUUUCCUUUCUCCUCUUUCCCCACUCCUAUGUUUUCGGUUAUUUUAUAAGGCAAAUCUGGAGGGCCUUGUCAUUUCAACUGAAAGAUACAUGCACUCUUUCUCUUUCCACCUUUGCAACGCAUGCAGUGUUGUACAAAGGAUGCAGUAUUACUUUUGAUAACAGAUCUGUGGUAGAAAAUUACCAUGUGUGUUUUUUUCCCACCCCACCCAAAGAGAGUUAGUCAUAGCGUUGGAAAUCGAAAGAGAUUUUUUUAGGGCUUGGCUGUUACUGCAUCUUUUUGAAGAGAAAAGCUCCCACAUUGUGUGUAGAGGACGGGACGAUAUCAGAUUCUGUCUGAUAUCUCUGUUUUCUCAAGCUAUAGAUGUGUGUUUCUGAUGACCAGUGAUCACAAAUUCAUUGGAAACCCAAACUAUUUUUAAAGAAGAGAAUUGUAUGGUUUUUAUCUAGCUCUGGUCAGUUAUCCAUCUUCUGUAACAGGGGUCUGAUAUUUGAUCUUGUCACUAAAAUUUCAAGAGGUGAAAAUCAACAGCCUUGAAUUAUAUUUCCUUUUUUUUUUUGUUUCGGUUUGGUUUUUUUCAUUAUUUUUUUAGCAGUAACAAAAGUAAUUUAACAAAAAUAAAAUCAGAAAGUAGUCUGUUGACGUUGUGUACUUGGUAGUCCUGUCCCUGCCUGUAACAGAUUUCACUGAUGUAUUUUUUAAUACAGAAAACUAUGUGAAAAGUAAACCUGCCCCUGAUUCUGUCUGAUCAAAGCCCAUCUGUGUCUGUCAUUUCUGAUCGAAGAUACUGCUCUCUCCAUGUCCUGGCCUAGCGCUCCCGGGGGAGGUCUGUCGGCCGUAAUAGGUACCCUGCCAGUAAACUACCCCGGCACUUGGAGGCUCGGGGAUGCUCCUGUAGGCUGAUUGCUUGUCCUGUGAACGCUAACCUGUCCCUCCCCAUAGGUAUAUUAAAUAGUGAAAUAGCAGGCACGGUAUUUUGUAUUGGGGUGGUUGAUAGAACGUUUCAGGGAAAACAAAAUCAUUCUGGAAAGAUUAGUGUAUAGGUCUGUAGGGGAUAAGAGAAGUCUGAGCUGUGUCUGUUGUGCACAGGUUGUGCCCACAACCUCCAUGUCAGAGGAGAGGGGAAGGACGCAGGAACUGCUGCAUUCGCUGGGCAUUCCCGCAAGGGUGCAGCUGGCCUGGGCUGCAGCAGGCUGCCUUUGCCCGCUCCCUCCUUCCCUGACCGCCCCCGCGAGCAGUUCGGACAAGCUGCUGGGAGGGCAGGCUUUCGUUGGGUGGGGAUUGUCUAAAAACAAUACCACAUCUGAGUUUUCCCUUAAUAGACAUUAACAGAAAUAUUCCCAUAGAAUAAAGUAGCAUAUUCGUAUCUUAUAAGAAACAUACUCAUUUUUCUUUCUCUGAAGACCUUUGCUCUUCCUUGUCUGUGAACACCUUCAUGUACGUUAAUUUUUUCCAGGUACUUGCAGUGGAAGAUAUUUCAUAUUCUCUCAGCAAGGAGAGUUAAAUCACUUUAAGCCUGCCUGGCUGAAAGCAAAGUUGUUAAACAUUGCGCUAACUCCUUUUACUUCGUGGCUCUGAGAUGAGAUGGGUUUCAGUGCGGUUUGAUGAUAUAAUUAACAGUACAAGUAGUUUUAGUUUCCAUUUCUCUGGUCAGAUACCCUGUGCUUGGAGGCCCUUUGUGCAUUGCCUGGGAUGUGCCUGGGCUAUCUUUGCCUCUCGAGGAAUUUCUAGUCAGCCCAACUAGAGUUCACACUGACUUACAAGAUGGAUUAUCUUGAAAGAUUAAAAUACAUGUACAGAUCAUACACACAGGACCAAAGUUCUGAACACAUGGACAAGUUGUAAUAAACAGAUCUGAAUCAUUUGCUGACCUUGCAACAUUUAUUACUUGAAAUAUUCUUUUAAGGAGAAGAAUCAUGCUGUAGUCUCAGUGUGGACAGAGAAACGACAAAUAGGAGUUUGAGAAAUUAAAAUAGAAGGCGAUGCUUCCUGCUAACAGGGUUUCUAUUGCUAUGCCUUCCCAGGGCUAGGCACACGUUAACUCCCCUCACUUUUCAGCAUGCAGGGAGGACGGCAUAGCUGCGCGGAGCGGUUUGAGAGCGUGGAAGCGAGCAUGUCGUUACCGAGCGUAUUCACGGUUCUGGCUGCUAACGCAAGGCUUUGGAUUUUGCAGUGUGGCUGUUACCUCCGCGGCGCCGGCAGCGUCCUGGCAGUUCUCACUGCGAGAGGUGCUCGGUGCAAACCUGCUGCUCUCUCCUGGCUUCGGCUGACUGAAGAAGGAAACUGGGGGCAUGUUGAAUGCCACAAAAUUAGGUACAAAAAGAAGUUAGAUUAUCUUACAAAUCAUUCUGCCAACUACUGUUCUAAAAGAAACCUCUGGAUUUCUCUGGCAGCAGUCUCCAGCCGAGGAUGGCUCCUCAGAGACUUGAAAUCAAACGGCAGCAAAGUCACUCCUUCCAUGUUCCCCAGGGCGUGCUCCCACAACGGCGCGGCUCCACCAGUGCCGUUUUAGUGCCAGGGUCACAGAAGUGACUCUGAACGUGCAAUAAAUAUUUUGCUUUUUGAUAACAACCUCAGUAACUCUUCCCAGUCCGUAAGCAAUAGUUUCACUGUUGCCUUAAAAAAAAAAAAAAGAGAACAAGUGCUCGUGUAUGAAAUCCUCACGGCGCUCUUGCAAACCACCGUCGCCGUGCUCGCUGUCUAGGCGGGAGUUUUGCUCCCAUCAGCACAACAGAUGCCGCCUUCUUUUUCUUUCAUGCCUCAUCCAUUUUAAACAUCCCUAACAGAGCAGAGGCAAAAUUAAGGUUUGCUGUCUCCUAAAUAGCUGCUCGUCUGCAGUGUGUCCCCAGCAGCAUCAUCAGCCUCACAAGGCUCAAAGAAAUAACAAGUUUUGAGCGCUGGAGCUACUGAGCAGUUAUUGUUCCUUUCUUUUGCAAGAAAAGUAUCCAACUUUGAGGAUGGUGUUUUGUAACUGAGUAUGAGCACAAAAAAUCUGUAAAAAUUGCGGAUCAUUGCUGAGGAGAAGGUCUAGAAGGAGUUUUAGGAGCAGUGAAGCUGGGUGGGAGCGUACUCUGCCUCUUGGAGUUGCAGGUCUUGCCUCGCUGAUGGCUGGUACGAGUGGAGCACUGGUUUUCAUCUCAUCCUUGGCAGAGGAAAUGGCGAGACUAGUCCCUACACGAUCACGUUGUCUCUUGUCUUACUGUGGUCAGCUGCUUGAGAGAAAUCUCUCCCCAGCAUGAUGGCUGCAGAUCUGUCGGGCAGGUAGGACUAACUCUGCUUUUAUAUCUUCCCUGGAAGGAAGUUGUUGGCUUGAAAAGGGGGGUGGGGGUGGGUAGAGUGGUUUUGCACAGUAUUAUUGCAUUUGUUAAAAAGUUGAGUCCAGCCCUCUCUUAGAAGUUGGAUUUUUUUUAAACUGAGUGGGAGAUUACUCAGUUAUCUGUCCUGUGGCAUAAAUGGAUCCGCUCUGACUUCAUCCCGUGGCUCCCGUGUCAAGCCCACAGCACCUGGCUAAGACGUAAGAUCUUGCAUUUUUAUCUUCAGUUCCCUCCCGCCACCAUUUCCAAGAAGCAUUUGAUAACUUUUGUGUUGUGCUUUAUGAAGAAACUCUUGGCCAUGCCAGAAAGAACGAGUAAUAACGGCGUGAGUGGUGGCAGAGGAGCCAUUGGAGGGUGCUGGGCAGGGGCCGGGCGGUGGGAUGCUCUCUCCGGGUCCUGGCCUGGCUUGGGCAGGUGGGCGAUUGUGCAGGGCAAGAAACGAAUAUGAGCGUUUAAGUGUCUGGGGUUGAUUAUUUUAUAGUCAAAGCGUCUCAGUUGGACGCAAUUAAGAAAAAUCAGUGAAUGUGGGCACAAGUCAUAGAGGGGAUGAGCUUAGAGAGAACCUGAGUCGAAAAGCGUGUCAGUUCCCGCACCUAGCGUGCUAGCUCUUCUGCUGCUUCGGGGCAAAGUGCAAAAUCUGCAACAGCUCUUUUUUAGUUUUUUCAAGUUUCAUCAAUAGAUGCUGCUGCCGUGGAGCUCAUUAGUGCUCAGUCGAUGGCACCAGUGCUAGAUCUGGUCCAGGGAGUGUUGCAAGGCUGUAGGAUGAUUUUUAAGAGUCAUAAAGGCUCAGAGGAGCCCAGGAGUCUUGGAUUCUUCUAGCCACACUACUUCAAUUUCCUUUGAACGGUAACAUUCACUAAGCUAAUGGUUUUUCAACAGACAAAUGUUUUUUUAUUAAAGAAACAAAACCUGAAAUAGCUUAGAUUUUCACCUGCUUAGAGGACAAGAGGGACUUUACUACAAUAAACAGGCAAGCUAGACAAAGCAUCAAACGCUGAAUCUCGAACUGCAUCCCAGGUGCACCAUUUUAAUCAACACAAAUGCGAUCGGCCUUCCCGGCGUUCAGCCUUACGGACGCGGGCUGCACUAGCCACGGUAGCUAGGGCUUGGUUAUGUCGUGCUUCGUAGCUGACCGUUAGAUAUGCCAGCGACCGGCAUGCCUGGGGUCUUAGGGCUACGAGUCCUGCACUUCUUGUUCUCUCUUCUACAUAUUUAUACCGCAAAAGGCCAGAACGAGUUGAAAAGGUCAUUUUGCCCUCUGGGAGCCAGGCUUCUUCCCUUAAGGGCUUGGGUGUCGACUCGACUUUCUCCCCACUUAAGCCACUGACUCAUUAUAUCGCCCAGGCUCCAGCGUGCGCUUCACGUCACUAGUGUUGUAUCGAUGAAGCCUCGUGUUUCGUCCCUUGCCAAUCUGUACCUCGGUUGUACCCAUCUGUAAAUUGGCCAGACUUUCCUACCUCGUUUGGGCAUUAUGAGGCUAAAUUCUGUAGGAUGCUUUGCAGCCCCGUGAUGAAAGGUGCUAUAUAACUGCAAAGUGUUACUUCAAAAGAUUUAAAUAGGUCACCAGUGCAUCAUAACCUAUAUUAAAAAGACUUUUUCUUAUAUGAGAAUUUAUAGAGUUCAAUGUAUGGUAUUAAUAAGUGAAUUAUUGAGACCCCAAAAAUAGUUUUUGUUUGAAUCGUAUCUGUAUUCUGGAAAAGUGAUUAAAAACCUUUAACCUUAAUAAAA
Molecule: messenger RNA, 10753 nt
Organism: Phalacrocorax carbo (great cormorant)
Lineage: Eukaryota; Metazoa; Chordata; Aves; Suliformes; Phalacrocoracidae
Source: RefSeq, a predicted model, not a curated record